Dermacentor silvarum is the source of this 3813-nucleotide messenger RNA. RefSeq names its product slit homolog 3 protein. The record is from RefSeq and is a predicted model, not a curated record. Gene Ontology annotation, molecular function: protein binding. The transcript has 7 exons. Lineage: Eukaryota; Metazoa; Arthropoda; Arachnida; Ixodida; Ixodidae. Bases 385 to 1617 code for a protein of 410 amino acids. Gene Ontology annotation, cellular component: plasma membrane.
GGUUCAAACGUGUCGCCCCAACCAGCGAGUUGUGCUGCGUUGGAUCGAGUGCUCAGUUGGUGUGGCCGCUUGGCUCUAUCCACGAGCGUUCAGUGGCGGGUGAGUCGAAGGCUCGUCCGGCGCCGAUCCAUGAAUCGAGAGGCCGUGCUCGUGGCAGGACGACUUCAUUUGGCCGUGACCCUGAAAUAGGAGCACCCUGACGACGGAUUUCGCCUCAGCUUCAUCUACGAGGCUCUCAACAUGGCUUGACGUGACGAGGAAGUCAAUUGCAGACAAGGACGACAAACCAGACGCACAAGGGACCAACCGUCGCUGAAGCACUGGCCCCAGGCGCCUCGACGGCUUCACCGUCAUGCUGAGGUGCUUUCGGGCGAAGCUGAUGUUAUGGCCGCCGCCGCUGCUGCUGCUUGUUGCCUGCCUCAUCUAUGGUCAGCUGAAGCUUGUCCCCAGCGCUGCAACUGCCUCGAACUUCAGGUGCUGUGCCAAGAGGCCGGCUACCGGGAGCUGCCAGCGCCCGUGCCCCGUGCGGCGGUGGCGCUCCUGCUGACCAGCAACCAGCUCGAGCGGCUGGCCACCGACAGCUUCCGCGGCCUGGUGCGGCUGCGCAAGCUCAUCCUGGACAACAACCGCAUACAGGCGCUGGCGCCGUUCACUUUCCGCGGGCUCGCCGGACUCGACGAGCUCAGUCUGCAGAACAACCCGCUCACAGUGCUCUCGCAGCAGUCGCUGUCCGGCCUGAGCCGGGUGCGAAUGCUGCAGCUGGGCUUCAACCGCAUCGCUCGCGUGGAGCCGUUCGCGUUCGCCGGAAGCAGCGACAUCGGCAGCAUCUCGCUCGAGGGAAACCCUCUCGAGCUGCUGCGGUCGCGUGCCUUCGCCAACCUCAGCCGGGUCGGCUCCCUCAGGCUGCCCCGGGGUCUCGCAGCGACGGAGCCGGACGCCUUCGCGGGUCUGCGCAACGUGAGCCUGGUGUCCCUGGAGGCCUCGCGGCUGCAGCGGCUGCCUCAGUUCGCCUUCCGGGGUCUGGAGCACGCGGGCGAGCUGCUCAUCCGGGACGCCGAGAUCGGCCUCAUCGACUCCGGCGCCUUCGCCGGCCUCAGCCACGCGCGCCGGGUCACGCUCGAAGGCUGCACCGUGGAGGCGGUGCGGGCCGCCGCGUUCGCCGGCAUGCGAGCCGUCGGCCAGCUCAGGCUGAGCGGCAACCGCCUCGGCAGCGUGCUGCCUGGCGCACUGGACGCGCUCGACCAGGCAUCCGUGGGUCACGUGCUGCUCUCGGGCAACUGGCUGCCCUGCGACUGCCGCCUUCGCUGGGCUCCCGAGUCGCUGAGGCGGCGCGGCUUCUGCUCGUCACCCGCGCACCUGCUCAACGCGUCGGCCGCCCAGGUGUCGCUGGACACCCUGCCGCGCUGCCUGCCCGAGCACUUCGUGCCGCACUCGAGGCCCGACGCCCCUCCGCUGUCGGGGCGUCAGCAGACUAGCGGCGCCGCCGCGGCACGACUACGCCUCAGUUCGCGAAUUACCCUCGGUGCACCCGCGGUGGUCCCACUGCUGCUCGUCGCCGGUUCCUGGUUGCAGCGCCUCGUCGUCGCAACGUCGUGCCUGCCACAGUGUAAUCUCUGACAGCCUGCGCCAUAAUUUGGCACGUGCCGUACGCGCAAAGUGCACUCGAUCCAUCGGUGUCUGUCGCGUCCCCCGUCGGCGCUUCAGUGCUGGUCGCAGUUGUGCUCUUUAAAACGAGUGGUCACCGCAAGGAACUCCUCGCAAAGUUACGAGAAUUUCAAAUUUCUCAAGUGCAUGGCUGGCCGAAAGAGACUUGUGCGCCAGCUUCGAUAUAUUAUUUUUGUUCAUGUUUCCUAUAAGCGCUCAGCCAUGUGAUAUAUAAGCAGACCCGGGAAGCCGGCAUCCCAAUUUACGGCUUUUAUUAUCGCUUUUUUUUUUAAUGACGCUUCAAUAUUGAGUAUGUUUAUAACCUUUCUUAUGGCGCUUUAAUAUAAUCUUGAGUGUGAAAACAUGAAACUUACGUCCAGAAUUUUAUAAAGAUUCUGGUUCCAUUCCUUUUCUCAUAUCACUUCGUCAGAGCGACACUAUCCCUUAUCAUCAGGUGAUCCGCCGUCGCUGAACGGUGGAUGACAAGAAAGGAAUAGAAUCGAGUGAGAGCAAUCUUUGCAGUAUACCGGCCUUAGUGCUCAUAAUACGUUCACGCGUUCUUUUUGUCUUCUAGCGUUUCUGGCCUUCAGAAAUAUCUGUUUUAUACCAUACUAUAGUCAGUGAAGCUGCUGUUGCACUUUGUUUUUCCGUCUCCUUUAUUAUUAUUUUUUUCUAGAUGUUUUGCGGUUUUCAUGGCUUUCCUUUGUCAAAGUACCCAAAUUGUUGGAAGCAUGCUCGUGGCGUGGCAAUUGAACUAAUCACGCUACUUCUAAAGCGACGCGUUUCAUGCAUCUCCGUGAUGAAAAUUUUUGCUCAACCGCUCAAAUAAGCGUAUAACGAUUUUGCGUUGCGUAGUGCUAAGUCUUCUCGCAGAUAUUAGUAUACUCCAUGGCUCGCGCAUGUUGUACAGAAAACAUUGUCCCAAGAACCAAUGUGACACUCCAGUAGUGACAGUAAGGCAGGAAGUUGGGCUAGUUGGAAUGAUGCACAUAAUUUAAAACAGUGCGGAAGACUAGGGUUACACGAAAAGGAGGACGCAGGAUGACCGCUGUCUGACAACUGAAGUUUAUCAAGAACAACGCACAAACGAAAAAAUUCAGCGCCAUUCCUCUCUGUGAAGACCGUUGGAUUACCAGCGAAACUGUGUAUGUGAUGAUUGACCGUUGCUCCGUGGAAACGUUCCAAGUUUGCGGGAUCGGGGCCCCAUGGACGGUUCGCAUUUCCUUCUGCGUCGCGGUCCUGGCGGGCAGCACGCUUGCGCUUGGCGUCCGCGGCCCGCUCGUCGUCGGUGGUCUCCAUCCGCCGCGUCCAUUCCCUUUUCUGUUCACGCCGUCGUUCUUGGUGUAGGCACGCUGUUCUUCUUCAGACCGUACAACACGCGGCCUACCCAUUUCACAGUCAGAGCAGAACUGAGGAAAGGAGCUUACGUAAAGCAUGACGCCAGGACACAGAGGACACUCAGAUUGGUAGGCACUAGUUUGAAUACGCCGGGUGGCGUACACGUGUAUGGUGCGAACAUAGACAUGGCCGACGCGGGUCGAAGUGUAGUAUCUGUUCUUAUCUGCUCGAUCGCUGAUACGGGUUGUAUUUGGACCCAAAUAUUAAAUUUUUGCAAGUUGGCGGCGUGCUUGAAACUUACUUCACCUCCGCCGCGGGUCAGCCCGGUACUGUACUAUCUUCGGGAUCGGCCCACGUUUUUGGUCUACGGACAUCGAUCCGCUGGAAACUAGCCAUAUACUGCCUAGCUGUAAAACACCACCGAAUGUUAUUAAGUAACGCCAUGGAAUAAAUCGCGGCAAGCCUCCUCUUUGUGUUGUCGCUGUCUUUCGCGCUGACUUGGAGUGUGCAGUCAUGACGGAUGAGUUCUUGCUUCUGACGCGUUCUUGCCACAUGCAGUCAUGAUGGAUGCCUUCAGGCCAUUCCGUAUGUCUCACUAGUAUGCAUGUGCACCUUUAUUGCCCCCAGCAGAGCGUGCACUAUUCGUCACAAACUCCGAGGGCGUGUAGGUUGUAAUGCGCAAGAGGUCAUGCAACCCCAGGAAGAUCAACGGAGUGCAACAGGCGUCCCUUGGACUUUGUCAUCCCAUCGUCUGGAUGAUGUGAACUCUGCAGCUGCAGCCCGAACCAGCGACGAAGUACUACCUUUUUGUUUCCGCGUGGUGGAUGAAUA